This is a messenger RNA of Staurois parvus, 511 nucleotides long. The record is from the annotation of a GenBank genome assembly. Lineage: Eukaryota; Metazoa; Chordata; Amphibia; Anura; Ranidae.
AAGCAUGCAGACCGCUUCUACAAACAUUUGUGAAAGAAUGAGUUGCUCUCAUGACCUCAGUGAAUUUAAGUGUGGUACUGGGAUAGGUUGCCACCUGUGCAAUAAGUCCAUCCGUGAAAUUUCUUUGCUACUAAAUAUUCCACAGUCAACUGUUAGUGGUAUUAUAACAAAGUGGAAGCAACUGGGAACAACAGCAACUCAGCCAUGCAGUGGUAGGCCGCAUAACAUGACAGAGCGGGGUCAGCACAUGCUGAAGCGCACAGUGUGCAGAAGUUGCCAACUGUCUACAGAGUCAAUAACUAAAAACCUCCAAACUUCAUGUGGCCUUCAGAUUAGCACAACAACAGUGCGUAGAGAGCUUCAUGGAAUGGGUUUCCAUGGCCGAGCAGCUGCAUCUGAGCCUUACAUCACCAAGGACAAUGCAAAGUGUUGGAUGCAGUGGUGUAAAUCAAGCCGCCACUUGACUAUAGAACAGUACUUGCCUGACUGUAUUGUGCCAAGUGUAAAGUUU